Molecule: messenger RNA, 938 nt
Organism: Mus pahari (shrew mouse)
Lineage: Eukaryota; Metazoa; Chordata; Mammalia; Rodentia; Muridae
Product: islet cell autoantigen 1-like protein
Exons: 4
Coding region: 106-438 (110 amino acids)
Biological process (GO): regulation of transport
Cellular component (GO): Golgi apparatus
Molecular function (GO): protein domain specific binding
Source: RefSeq, a predicted model, not a curated record
CCGGCGCGGCGGGCGCGGGCUCGCGGGCGGCGGCUGGACCGGUGCGCGGACGCGGACGCGGCCGGAGCGGCGAGGAGCGGCGCGGCUCCGGCGGCGCGUUACUACAUGGAUUCCUUUGAGCAACUCAGACCAGAAGAUAACCAGUCAGUAGUGAGCAGAAUGCAGAAGAAAUACUGGAGAACUAAACAGGUCUUUAUCAAAGCAACAGGAAAGAAGGAGGACAAGCAUGUGGUUGCGUCUGAUGCAGAACUGGACGCUAAACUGGAGGUUUUUCACUCCAUCCAGGAGACAUGCAAUGAACUUGUGAAGAUAGUUGAGAAAUACCAGCUAAGACUCAACGGACUAGGGCAUGCACAUGCCAGAUCAUCUUUGUGGAAGUCUGAGGACAACUUGCAGGAGCCAAUUCUUUCUUCCCAUCCUGUGGACUCUGGGGAUUGAACUCAGGUCAUCGUGCUUGGUGGCAAGUGGGUGCUGCUACCCACUGGCCCACUGAGUUCUGGAUCUGAUAAUGCAAGAAUUGUUUCUGUUGCCUUGUGUGUCCCCAAGCCCUAAAAACAGUAUCUAGCACGUCUUCAGUAAGCAUUUGCUCAUUGUGUGGCGACUCUCCCCUGUAACCCCAGCAGUCAGGACGCUUGAGGAGGAGGAGGGUCACUGAGUGGGAGGCUAGUGUGGAUACAGCGUUAGGCCAGGUCAGCCUGGGUUAAAGUAAAAUCCUGACUCCAAAACUAAAUACAUAAAUCAAUCAAUAAAUAAGUGCUGCCUUCUGAAGCUGUAAGUCAAGCUUACCAUUUAUAAUCAAAGCUUAUAUUGAAGAGGCACUCCAACAUGGCAUCAUUAGGCAGGGGUUUGUGUGUGUGUGUGUGUGUGCGUGUGUGUGUAUGUGAAUAUGCCAUAAAUACUAUGACAUAGUUGAACUUACCGCAACAAAAUAAGAUGAU